Molecule: messenger RNA, 2230 nt
Organism: Umbelopsis ramanniana AG
Lineage: Eukaryota; Fungi; Mucoromycota; Umbelopsidomycetes; Umbelopsidales; Umbelopsidaceae
Exons: 12
Coding region: 11-2179 (722 amino acids)
Biological process (GO): protein deubiquitination; G1/S transition of mitotic cell cycle
Cellular component (GO): nucleus; cytosol
Molecular function (GO): cysteine-type endopeptidase activity; cysteine-type deubiquitinase activity
Source: RefSeq, a predicted model, not a curated record
CUCUUCCUCAAUGGAUGUUAGAGAUUUAACGUUACGCCAUUACGACUGCCAAGUAACUAUCAAGCCAAACAGUGGGAACCCACUCACUUGGACUGAAGCUCUGGUUUCUUUUGUGAAAGCAAACGACUUAUUGCAUCUUCAAAUCACUCAAUCGUGUGGUCAAGAAGUGAAAGCGUUUCAGCUGACCAAAAACAUCAAAUCAUGCUUUUCAUGGGCUGACACAUCAGCAAACAGAGUAACACUGCGAACCAUGAAUCCUAAUGUCAAGUUUACUCUCAAUUUUCAAACAAAAGAAGCUGAAACGGUGGUCGGGGGUUUCCUGAAGAAAAUUCAAUACAAUCAAGAACAUGAAGACGCCCAGGCAGUCAACGCAUUGACCACCAUAUCUGCCUAUCCCAAAAAAAGGAAAGCCGUUACCUACGCGAGUAAGCCGCCAUUGCAGAAGAAAUCCUUAACCGCCUUCUCAUACGCUCCUCUAAACAACUUUGACGAGAUUAACGAAUCAUCAAUACCAACCGCUAAGUCAUCUAACCCCGCAGCGCGGCAGGAAGCUACAAAGCCAUUAGCUACGAUUGACAAUAUCAACGAGCCGAGAAAGGACGCUCCGCAUACCGCUAAGCCAUUAAUCCCGGCAGCGCGGCAGGAAGCUACGAAACCAUUAGCUGCGAUUGACAAUAUCAACGAGCCGAGAAAGGGCCCUCCACAUACCGCUAAGCUUACCGUUCAAAAGAAGAUCUCUAGCUCCUUUGCACCCAUCAAUAAUUUUGACAACAUUGAAGAAAAUCCGAAGCAUACCUCAGCUUCUUCUGAACGAGAUGCUCUUUCCAGUUUGGAUAACAACGUGAGGCGCAACAGUCGCGUACUAAGCAGAUCACCUAUCCCAUCUGAGGACCGCUCGACUGACAUAUGUGUAUCUCCUCCUCGACACCAACGUUCGCCUUCCAAAAUCAAUCAAACCUCAAGUCAGGGUUCUAACCCAGGGGGAAGCCCUGUCAGGAACGGAAAAAAGCAAAGAUCUCCCACUUCUUCACCGCGAUCCUCAUCAGGACUAUCCAAUCUUGGCAAUACUUGUUACGUGAAUUCAAUACUACAGUCACUUUUGAGCUUAAAAAGCUUUUGUCGCGCAUUACUAGACGUACAUGUGGAAAGCCAGGAUAAGAUUGAAGGGACCCUAUACCAAUCACUUACCAAGAUUCUUCGAUUGCGUAUCUCACAUCCCAAUGAGAUGAUCGAACAGGAUGAUUUGCAGACAUGUAUAGCAAGGACAUCGGAAAGGUUUACCAAGCAUCAGCAAGAGGAUUCGCAUGAAUAUCUGAGUAUGUGCUUGAACAAGCUUCACAACGAUACGGUCGAAGUCAGUCAAGAGCUCGACGACAGCUGCUAUGAAAAGGACGGCAAAUGCUGUCCAGUGGAUGAACAUUUUCAAUGCCGAGUUACGUCCACACUUAGCUGCACGCAGUGUUCCUGGUCAUCCACGCACUUUGAAGUUUUCCGUGAUUUAUCAUUGAAUCUCCCUGACAGUAGCGAGUGGCAAUGCAGUGAUCCUAUUGGCGUUGAUAUUCCUACCUUGCUUUUUCAAUACUUUAUGGAUGAGAAAGUGUCAUACAAGUGCGAGGAGUGCCAAUGCACAGAGGCGAUAGUUCGAAAGAAAAUCAAUCGACCACCAAGGACACUAGUUCUUCAUUUGAAACGGUUCACCAAAGAUAUGUACGAUGAUGUUUGUCGAAAGAGGAACGAUUGUAUACAGGUGCGACCGACGUUAAAUCUUGGGCCAUGGUGCACAGAUGAAGUCAAUAUACCCGAAAGAUCAAUUCCAUCAGAACCAGAAAGCGAUUCCGAUUUAGAUCAAGAUAAUGAACAGCAAGGCGAACCCGAAGUACAUACUUAUCUGGCAAGCAAUGAGACCAAAGAGAACGGUCUUCGUCCUUUGGCGGAACUCCAACGUCUGGCGGCUGCUGAAUACCAAAGAAGUCGUGGGGUACGCGUGGAGUAUAAAUUGCAGAGCGUCGUAAGUCACCAUGGCGGUACCAUCAAAAGGGGACAUUUUGUAUGUGAUGUUCGGCAAGAAGACGGAUGGGUCUGCUAUAAUGACUCAGUAUCUAGUCACCUCGGUUCUGUCCAAGGCAUGGCCGAAAAAAGGAAGAAGGAUGCCUAUCUGCUCUUUUACCAAUUAAAUUAAAGGAAAAUCAUGUAAAGAAAUAAAAAAUUCAAUCCCACUCCCAGGUUUCCC